GAUAGCCCAACAUAGGGCUCAAUUCUAGGACUCUGGGAUCGAUCUGACUGAAGGGAGACCCAGUAGCCCUAGAGAUAUCCUUGAUAGACUUUUGUGUCAACAAAACAUUACUUACCAUAGAAUUAUUCCAAAAUUACACUAGAAAUAUCCAUAGAGGUAGAAGUGUAAAAACAGACUAAAAUAUUAAUAAUGUUCACUUCUGAAUGGCCUUAAUAGGAAUAUAUUUUUACCUCCAGUUAUUUUUGCCUUCAGUUAGUCAGCAAAUACUGUGCCAGGCACAAAUCCAGAUGCUAGGAGUAGGGCAGUGAAAACGCUGACCUCACGGAGUUUAUAGCCCAGUAUUGGGGGACAAAUAUUACACAAGUAUCUCAGGUAGUGAUAAAAGAGAAAAAUAAGGUAGGGCAGAAGCAUGGCGGGAAGCUGUUCACAUAGCUUAGGGAAAGCCAGUUGGAGGGAGCGACAUUUGAGCAGAUCGAGGGUGCUAGUUUUGUGGAUACAGAUAAAUUUUCCGUACUUAAUUCCGUACUUGCAUAAUCAAAUCAAAAGACACCGCUUUUUAUUUCAGGAAAUAUGUAUUUCCUGAAAUACAGAUAUAUAUAGCCUUAUAUAUAUCUAUAUAUAUAGGUGUAAAUAAGAUAGCCUUAUAUAGAAAUACAGCCUUAGAUCUCCAGGUAGAGAAGAGUGUGGGAGCAGGUACAAAUGCAUGGGAAGGAGAACCCAGAGCUCCCCCAACGCCCCGCAGACGAAGCUGCUGGCGGGCGACCGGGGGGCUCCCCGGGAUCAGGGUGACCGCGUGCGGCGUACUGCCACAACACCCCCGCCGAAGCUCGGGUGCGAAGAUCGCCGCAGGAGGCUCCGCGUCCCUCGGGGGACUGCAUUUCCCAAGAAGCUCCACGCCCCGCUAGGCGCGGCUAACGACUUCGGCGAGGACGGGACCCAAGAGGCUGGAAAGAAGUACCCCGGAUCCGAGACGCGCGCAUUCAACUCGUGGCUGGGCCAGAUGCCGUUUCGGCCCACCAGACCAGCCAUGGCUUUCCCUUUUCGCCUUUCACCGACCGGGGUACGGUAGAGAAAUAGGAAAAAACGAGUUUAGCUGAUCUCAGCUCGGGGGCAUUAGGUGGGCGCUGCUACCUCCUGAUUGGCCAACUCUGGGAAUUCUCCUCGUUCAUUGGCUAUCCGUCAGGAAGAAGGCGGACUCAAUGGGUGAAGGGCUUUUGGGGGCGUGUAGUUUCGAGUGCUUCUUGCGGGCGCAUUUUCCGGCGAGCCUCGCGCGAACUUCCGGCGCAAGAACCUGGAGACGGAACUAAGAACCCUUGGACAUUUGUGGGCGGUGUGUAUCCUGGGGGCGGGCCCGGAGACGCGGGCUGCGCGGCUCCGAGGUCGAGCGCAGGGCUACGGGUAGCAGGGGCCGGCGCCCUGAGACAGAGGCCGAAGGGGGCGCGCCUGCUAGGAAGCGCCGGGGGUGGGGUCGCCUGCGCCCGUCUAGCCCGCCCGUCGCCUCUCAGCUGCGCGCUGGCGAGGUUGCUGGGGUCGGAGCGCCGGGCUCCGGCCGGUCCACGUUCCCGCCCGCCGCGUCCUGCCGAGCGACCCUGGUGAGUCCCGGGCCCUCUCCGAGCGCAGCCUUCUCCUCGGUCACUGGAGGAUGAGAAUGGAGCGCGUACUUUUCAGGGGUGUUGUGAGGAGUAGGAGAAUAAAGUAAAUAAAGUGUUUAGUGUGUAGUAGAGAAGGACUGGAAACAAGCUGGGUGCCUCUCUUGGGUAAGAACCUGGAGCGCAUUCACACUUUGGAAUCUCCCAGAGCGGCUGAUGAAGAAGCAUUGUUAGGUGGGAAAAGCAAGAUACAAAAUAGUACGUGCAGUAAGACCUCGUUUCUGUAAGAACACAAAACCACUUGGUUUUCCCCGUUCCUAUGGAUACAUUUCCAGUAAAUGGACAGGGAAAAGUCCAGGAGGUCACAUGUCAUACUGUUAAUGGGAGGGGGGUGCAACUGCCUUUGGAAGGGAGCUCCUAUUUUAUGUUUCUGUGUUGUUGAAAUCCCCCGCAUUUUAUUAUAACACUUUGUGUCACUUUUUGUUGUUGUUUGUUGAAACAAAAGAGCAAUUGAGGAAAAUUUCAAAACACAUACUUUUCAGGGCUAUUGUAAGAAGUAUGGAAGGUAUAAAUAUGUGUCAUUCAUUCGUAUGUACCUGUGGAUAAAUAGCUUAGCCUGGUGUCUGUGAGCUCUUUGCCGACACCCCAGGGCCAAGAUGUCUUGGAAUUCAGAAGUUUUCAGAUUCGAGGAAGGUAAUCUAGCACAGAUGGUAUAUCAAGCAACCCCACCAGAGGAACCUACAGCAAUACUCAGUCAUCCAAUGUGAGACAGAAACACAUGGAGUACCUGUCCAGAUGCCCACCCGGCUGCCACAGGGGAUCCCUCUGGGAGACUGAAGGGCAGGCUCCCAGGCCCAGGUUGAGGCCAGCCAGUCCUGAGCUUUAGACCAGAGGAAUGGCAGCACCCCCAGAGCCUCAGGAUGAGGCCCCUGGGGAGGGAGAGGGGCUGCUGAUCGUCAAGGUGGAAGAUUCCUCCUGGGAGCAGGACUCUGCCCAGCAAGAAGAUAGCAGGGAUUCCGAGGCCUGUCGCCAGCGCUUUCGGCACUUUUGCUAUAGGGAAUGUGGGAGGGCCCAUGAGGCCUUCAGCCAGCUCUGGGAGCUCUGCUGCCGCUGGCUGCGGCCAGAGCUGCGCACCAAGGAGCAGAUUUUGGAGCUGCUGGUACUGGAGCAGUUCCUGAGUGUGCUGCCCGGAGGCGUCCAGGGCUGGGUCCGAGAUCGGUGUCCAGGGAGUGGAGAGGAGGCCGUUGCCUUGGUGGAGGUCCUGCAGAAGCAGCCAGUGAAAGCAUGGCCGCAGGAAGUGCCCUCAGAGGAGGUGGAACCCGAGGCUACAGUCCAGGGACCCCAGGCCAGGGGGCUUCGCAUGAAGGUGGGGGCGCGAAGCUGGCCUCCUGCACCUCGGGAGCAGCACAGCUGUGGUGCCCAGCUUCCCGCUCUUAAAGAAGGGAGAACCAGAGAGACAGCCGACACCUGCUUUGCCUCUGAGGCUCACGGACCUGUGACAUUUGGAGACAUUCCCUUCUAUUUCUCCCGGGAAGAAUGGGGCUCUCUGGACCCUGCUCAGAGGGAACUCUUUUGGGACAUAAAGCGAGAGAACUCCCGGAAUGUUGCCCUGGGUUUGGGGCUCCGGAGCCACAGGGAGCAACCCGGGCUGGAGGAGUCAGUGAUGGCACCGGGGGGCCAGGCCGGAGACGGUGGCCGUGGCACCGGCCAUGGCGACGUGACUGCGUCCUGGAGCCCCAAGGAAGCCGAGGCUUGGGAGGGCGAGGCCCGGCCAGGGGCGCCCCUGGGCCGCGCGGUGGGGGCGCGCAGGGGGCGGCCACCCGCGCGGCGGCGGCAGCUGCGGGACCUGGCGGCCGAGAAGCCGCACAGCUGCGGCCAGUGCGGCAAGCGCUUCCGCUGGGGCUCGGACCUGGCGCGCCACCAGCGCACACACACCGGCGAGAAGCCGCACAAGUGCCAGGCGUGUGAGAAGAGCUUCCGCAGCUCGUCGGACCUGCUGCGCCACCAGGGCGUGCACACGGGCCAGAAGCCCUUCUCCUGCUCUCAGUGCGGCAAGAGUUUCAGCCGCAGCGCCUACCUGGCCGACCACCAGCGCAUCCACACGGGGGAGAAGCCCUUCGGCUGCAGCGAGUGCGGCAAGAGCUUCUCACUGCGCUCCUACCUGCUGGACCACCGGCGCGUGCACACCGGCGAGCGGCCCUUCGGCUGCGGCGAGUGUGACAAGAGCUUCAAAAGGCGCGCCCACCUCAUCGCCCACCAGAGCCUGCACGCCAAGAUGGCCCAGCCUGUGGGUUGAGGGCUGGCUUGGGCCGGCGCGGGGCGGGUCUCCUGAGGGUGAACAGGCACUGAAGGCCUCCUGGGCUUCACCCUCCCUCUGUGGCCUCCAUCUGGGCUGCCUGCCCUGCCCUAGGGCCUGCCCCCCCCCCCCCCC
This is a messenger RNA of Mustela erminea (ermine), 4020 nucleotides long. It is a transcript of the gene ZNF213, whose product is annotated as zinc finger protein 213. The record is from RefSeq and is a predicted model, not a curated record. NCBI's taxonomy places the organism in Eukaryota, Metazoa, Chordata, Mammalia, Carnivora, Mustelidae. Gene Ontology annotation, biological process: regulation of transcription by RNA polymerase II. Gene Ontology annotation, molecular function: RNA polymerase II cis-regulatory region sequence-specific DNA binding; DNA-binding transcription factor activity, RNA polymerase II-specific.